GUUCAUUCCUCCGUCCGCAGAACUUGCUAGUCACAGGAGCCACAAUGGCGUUUGUAGUCUCCUUCAGAUAGGGCUGUGGAUGUUAUUAAAUCCACUAGCAUCGCCCUAAAUAUAGGCCUGGUUGAUUCCCAGAGCCAUUGAUAAUAAACUGGAACAUCUACUGCACACGAAAAUACUAUGAUUUCUGAUAAAUAUUGAAGUUAUAGGGGAUAAAUCUGACAUUAAAGGGAACAUGUAAACAGUACCAACCGGGUCAAGUUUAAUUUUGUUCGAGAAACGAGCGUCUUUUAAUGAAGACAUUUGCUUGUUUCUGAAUGCUAAGACCGUAAAUCUGUGGAAUAAAUACACCUUUACUUAACUUGGCACCGGACAAGGACAGCUUUCUUUCACAAAGGGACUUUUUUUCUUUUUACGAGUCAGCUCGCUAGCGGCCGAGCUUUAGCUAGCGGUGCUAGCUAAAUUGAGACGGAGACGACUUCCCAAUGCUCCGAUGUUUGAUUUGGAUCCUUUUCAUUCACUGAUUUAACCAGACUACAUACUCCACAGCACUGGAAGUCCACAUUGGCAUUUUUCUGCUUUGACGAACGGUGUCGACGAUCUCAAUGGAAUGAAUUGGAGUUAAGGAGGACUGGACGUGAGCGGCCUUGCGUGUUUAUUUUGUGUGUGUUCGUGUCCUGUUUCUGCUUAGUAACACUUUGUUUUAGUACUUGGGGGGUAGCUACUGCUUUCCCGUGAAUGAAUUGCCUGGACCACCGAGGCCCAGUCACAGGAGUGGUACCGACGCCGGCGUGAGGGAUGCCUGGGUCGGACCGACACCAUGGGACCAAGAGGAAGCCGGAAUUUAGCCUCAGUGGUGCGACACACCAGACCCAGGCCGCUACUCAUACCUCUGCGGGGGACAUGACUAGCAGAGGCGGCAAGGUACAGUUAAAAUCUCCAAUGUCUUCUUUAAAACGUAAACGGCAUAAAUCAAACAAACAUAAUCGUGAAUCCUUGGCGGUACCGGGAGCCGUAGAUUUUGCCCUCGGUGAGACGGCGCCUCCUGGUGUCAACACGGUGAAGCCUCUGGUGGAGUACGAUGAUAUCAGCUCCGACUCGGACACGUUCUCGGACCCGCCGUCCUCCAGGCCUUCGGAGAGGGGGGCCGGGGAUCGGCUGGAGCCCUCACCAGAGUACGAUAAGGACGAUGCCUGCAGAGAAUCAGAAGGUAGAGAGAACAAGGCACACAGACACUCCCGGAAAAAGUCCAAGGAUCCUACUAAAGUUAGAGACCCAGGGAAUGGGGAGCGUGGAUUCAAGAAAAAGAGCAGCAAGGACCGUGAGAAAGGGAGUUAUGGAAAAAGUAAGGAUAAGACUGCAUCUACAUCUGCAUCUGCAUCAUCCUCAUCCAAACGCCCGAUCCAACCUGAAGGCGACUUGAAGCGAGGGGAGCUGUUGAUCUCCUCCCAGAUCCAACCUGCAGCCAGUGUAGGUAGCACCACCUCCUCCACAUCUUCAUCUCGCAGUAAGGAGAGCAGCCGCUCAGGGAAAUCUCGCAAAGAGAGGCAGCAGAGGAGAGAAGGCAGAGGAGAUGGAAGCCGAAGCUCCUCUCAGAGAAGCCGGACUGAUAGGAGCCACCGUAAGGCCUCUAAAAGCCACAAGUCCAGCCCCAAAGGCAAGUCAUCCAACAGGGGUAGCCCGAGGAGGAAGGGCACCAGCUCUGCUCUGUCACCCAGUCCCAGAAGAGGAGCUGGGAGUGAGAGUCCUUUGGGUGGUGGGUACAGUCAGCAGGGGGAUGACGGCUACUCCAGGCGAAGGGUGGCCCAGCACAGUCCCAGUCCCUAUGGGGAUGUGUCUCGCCGAAGCAGACAGAGAUCAGACAGCCCCUAUGGCAGCAGACACAGGUCCUCCAGCUACGAGAGGGAUAGCAGUCCCUACUCCAGGAGACGGUCCAUCAGCCCCUAUGGUACCCGCCGGUCCUCCAGCACCAGUCCCAUGUCUCGACGCUCAGGUCGCUCCAGGAGCCGUUCCCCCCUGCUGUACUCUUCUUCUCGUCGUUCCUCCUCUCGUUCCCGUAGUAAGAGACAUACCUCCUCCGCCGGGGCAGGAGGCGGCUCCCACAGCAGCCGCCCGACCAGUCGCUCCCCUCCCUCGUCCCGCCUGCCGCUCAACUCCAGCCUGGGCGCAGAGCUGAGUCGGAGAAAGAAGGAGCGUCAGGCUGCUGAAGCGGCUGCUCGUGCCACCAGCACCGCUUCUCCGCCUCCGCCGGUUCGCAAAACUACAAGCUCCGCCUCCACUUUGCGACAGGCUAAAGCUGAGGCAACGCAGCCAGAGAAAGACUCGGCAGUAGUGGCAGACCCUCCGCCCCCGCCGCCGGUGCAGACACCCCAGGAUGGUCCGAGCAGCGAAGACCACGUCGCCGCACCCCUGCCUGCCUCUUCCACCCCCUCCCCUGCACCUCCUCCUCCUCAGCCCUCGCCUCCUGUGCCUCCUGGUCCGGGUGCACAGCUUCCCCCGCCGCCAGCUCCAGCAGAAACAAGUCUUCAGCCUUCGACACUCUCCACUACAUUACAGGCCAAAUCUCCUGCUCCAGUUCCCGCACGCAGCCCUGUCCGCCCGACGCCACUCCACAAGACGUCGACUCUGCCCCCGCUGCCUUUACCGCCGAUGCUGUUGGGAAACGCUCAGGAUAGUCCAAAGAAGACCACCCCUCCUCAGAGGUCAUCCAGGAAGGAGAAGGAACUCCGCAGCCGACCGUCACUCAUUGACCUUCCUUUACCGCCCACGCUGCUUGGAGGAGACUCCUCCCCCCCGCAGUUGCCAGUCCGCCAGGCUCCUCUGCCACCCCAGCCAGCUCUUAAAAAGAGACCAAAGAUUUGCGGUCCACGGUAUGGUGAACGCAAACACACCCAAAGUGACUGGGGUAAGCGCUGUGUAGAUAAAUUUGAUAUAAUCGGCAUCAUAGGGGAAGGCACCUACGGCCAAGUGUACAAGGCCAAGGAUAAAGACACUGGUGAGCUGGUGGCACUGAAGAAAGUGCGUUUGGACAAUGAGAAGGAGGGAUUCCCCAUCACAGCUAUUAGAGAGAUCAAAAUAUUACGGCAGCUCAAACACCGCAGUGUUGUCAACAUGAAGGAGAUCGUCACUGACAAGCAGGAUGCGCUGGACUUCAAAAAAGACAAAGGUGCUUUUUACCUGGUGUUUGAGUACAUGGACCACGAUCUGAUGGGCCUGCUGGAGUCAGGCCUAGUCCAAUUCUCCCAUGAGCACAUUCGCAGCUUCAUGCGCCAGCUGAUGGAAGGCCUGGACUACUGCCAUAAGAACAACUUCCUGCACAGAGACAUCAAAUGCUCCAACAUACUGCUCAACAACAGAGGUCAGAUCAAACUGGCCGACUUCGGUUUGGCCCGACUUUACAGUUCAGAGGAAAGUCGACCGUACACUAACAAAGUAAUCACACUAUGGUACCGACCUCCCGAACUCCUGCUGGGAGAGGAGCGGUACUCUCCGGCCAUUGACGUUUGGAGCUGUGGGUGUAUUCUGGGAGAGCUGUUUACAAAGAAGCCCAUCUUCCAGGCCAACCAGGAGCUUCUACAGCUGGAGCUCAUCAGCCGUCUCUGCGGGAGCCCCUGUCCAGCUGUUUGGCCUGACGUCAUCAAACUCCCACUGUUCAACACCAUGAAGCCCAAGAAGCAAUACAGACGCCGACUGCGGGAGGAGUUUGCCUUUUUACCCACUCCCGCCCUGGACCUGCUGGACCGAAUGCUGACACUUGACCCUGCGCGACGCUGCACAUCAGAACAAGCUCUUAUCUGUGACUUCCUGUGUGACGUGGAACCCAGCAAGAUGCCGCCGCCAGAUCUUCCUCAUCACCAGGAUUGUCAUGAACUGUGGAGUAAGAAGAGGCGGCGUGCACGUCAGAGUGGGGUACCCGAGGAUGUGCCUGUGCCCAAAGUGCCACGUAAAGACACGACGGGGACCUCUAGUGGAGAGAACAGUCGAACACAAAGCAGCCCGGCUGGAGCUCCGCCUCCGCCGCCACCAGGAAAACCACAGUCUGCAGCCAUUUCUGAAAGUGAGUUAUCAGGUCUAGGAGCUGCUGCCGAUCAGUUGAACCAGACAGAGAUGGCGUUGCUGUUGAACCUCCUCCAGGGACAGACGGACCUCAGCCUGCCCCAGGUGGCCCAGCUCCUCAACCUUUCCAAUCCAGAGACUCUCAGCCAGUCGUUGUCUGCCCUCACUGAGGCCUCUGACCACCAGGGGGCUCCAGAGGACCAGGCCACUUCAGCUCCAAGGUCUCAGCCCCCAGAACCACCUCCAGAACCACAUGAGGUCUCCCCGUCGUCCGGGGACCCGCCGCUAAGCCAGGAGGACCAGACCAACCUGCUGGCUUUAAUUUUGGGCCACAUCAUCAAGCCGCAGACUGAGGGUGCAGAACAAGGCGACGAGAGCAACGGCAUCCAAUCAGAGGAGGCACUAACACGCGGUUCGUCCGCCUCUACUACUGAUCGCAAGGAUGGAGUGGCCCCCAAAAGGAAAUCAGUGGGGCCCGGCCAGGUGGCUCCAUCAGGCGAGCAGCGUCCACCCUCUCCACCUGGUCCACCUCCAUCAGCCCUUCUCGGAAAUCCUCCGCAGCCCGAGUCUGAAACCCAGCCCAGCCAGGACAUCAGCCCUGCCGUGGCCGCUGCCUUGCUCCAGCUCAUCUCCCAGCAGGACUCGGAAGCCGGGGCCUCUCAGCGCAGCAAGGACCCCUCUCCGGCUGUGGAUGCACCGGCCCGGGGGCAGCCCCCUCCGCCUUGGGUCGCUGACUCUCCACCUAAACCUUCAGCUGCAGCUGAGGCCCCAGCAGGACUGGUGACUGCUGCUACCGCUGCUCCUGCCACCGCAGCACAAUUCCCUAAAGACCAGGACCUCCGCUUUUCCCACGGCGCUGCCCGCUGAGUCCAGAUCCUCCAGUGAAGCAGACCCGGGUAUCUUGGGACGGCUCCAGCACUCCAUGUCAGCAGGGGAAAGCAGAGGCAGAACAUCUAGAGACUUGACUCAAAGAAUAUAAACAGGUACUGAAAGGUGAUGCAGAGAUAUUGGAAACUAUUGUUGCUUUGUGACUAAAUGAAAGCGAUUAGGAGCUGCUUUAGGUCGUGAGCGUCACUGCCCUCUGUACAAGCUGUUGUGUUGUUUUAGGUGGGAGUGCUGCUGGAGAGGGUCUGACCUUUAACAGUCUCCACCUACAAUCCUUUACUUUUUCUGGUCCACUCUGAGUUUCGACUUGAAUAACCUUUGGCUUUCAACUUGAGAGCUGGCAACUGACUCUGAAAGAUCUACCUUUUUUCCCCCCCAAAUGAAAUGAUUGUCAUGUCCACUGCAGUGCCCGCCUCUUACAGUGUUUUGGAGAAUCUAGUUGUUGUCCUCUGCUCUGUGACAGUGUGAUGGGAGAUGAGAUGAAAGUUUUUUUUUUUUUUUUUUUUUUUAUGUAAUUGUACAACUGAGGGAACGGGCACACUAAAAACUAACACUGGAAGACCAUGAGUUUCCUGUUGAACCUUACAUGCUGGCUAGCUCCCCUGCCUUGUGCCUCAUUGUGACCCCAGCGACCCCUGAAUGAUUUUGGCCUAAUGGGGAAGUGUGGGUUAAAUUACUGCUUCGGAUGUUCAUCAGUGACAGUGUACAUCAGCAGAACUGCAUUUUUGUUUUAUUUCUGCCAAAGCCUGUCUCCAGUUAUUCUCUCUAUCAACUAAAACUACAGCGUAUCCUCUGCUCGGUCGAACAUUCCCUUCCGUCACAUGCAGCAAAUCUGUGUCGUAUCAAACCGAACCUCGUAGUACUCACGCUCCCAAUCUCAUGUAUGGAUUAACUUACCACGUGGACUGCUCCGUAAUCAAACCUGCUUUUCUGCAACAUCAAAUUUAAAGCUACAAACAGAAAAACACAAACUUUUCCAGCUUUUCCUAUUGGGCUCCCAAAGCCUCAUCUGUCUGCCUCUCGCCUCCCUGCUAACUCGUGCAACUAAGGCUUUUUGUUUCUUUUUCUUUCUUUUGGUGCAGUUAUUUUCUACAUAAAGAAAAUAAUACACAUUUAAGACUUAAUGGUCCAUGGUUCUGUUUCCAUUUUUUUUUUCUCUUUUGGACAAGGAAAAGGAGGAGAAGUGAGUUUCAUGUGUCUGUAAAAAGAAAAAAAUAUUUUGUAAUAUGUGUUUUCUUGGUUCAGUUUAUUAAAGGAAGUUAUGCGAUCAACUGAA
Sphaeramia orbicularis (orbiculate cardinalfish) is the source of this 6214-nucleotide messenger RNA. It is a transcript of the gene cdk12, whose product is annotated as cyclin dependent kinase 12. The record is from RefSeq and is a predicted model, not a curated record. The transcript is spliced from 14 exons. Gene Ontology annotation, cellular component: cyclin/CDK positive transcription elongation factor complex; nucleus. Gene Ontology annotation, molecular function: RNA polymerase II CTD heptapeptide repeat kinase activity; cyclin binding; ATP binding. Gene Ontology annotation, biological process: positive regulation of transcription elongation by RNA polymerase II; protein phosphorylation. The coding region runs from base 796 to 4920 and encodes 1374 amino acids. Lineage: Eukaryota; Metazoa; Chordata; Actinopteri; Kurtiformes; Apogonidae.